This is a messenger RNA of Trichoderma harzianum CBS 226.95, 351 nucleotides long. RefSeq lists its product as hypothetical. The transcript has a single exon. Lineage: Eukaryota; Fungi; Ascomycota; Sordariomycetes; Hypocreales; Hypocreaceae. The record is from RefSeq and is a predicted model, not a curated record. The coding region runs from base 1 to 351 and encodes 116 amino acids.
AUGUACCAAGGCAUGCGACACGGAGUAAUGCCGCGUUCUCGACGUCUGUCCAGUCCAAGCGGGGUGAUGACUUGGUGCAUGGCAUGGCAUGUCGCUGCACGAUUACGGAGCACGGAGGACGCCGCCCUUUUGCUUGCUGCUUGUACGGAGUAUACCCGUGAUGCCGUGCAAAAUAUACGAGCACUGGUGAUGGACACAAAAGAAGGUGUAGGGCACUGCACAUAUGAUGGCACUGCUGACGAAAUGCACAAGCAAGGGGGGCACCGACGGCUGCGGCUCCGGAAGAGAACCAGCAAUGAACGGGAGCGCGGAUGGGCAAGACAACGGAUCUUAUAUCUGUCGGACCCCUAG